Messenger RNA from Artibeus jamaicensis (Jamaican fruit-eating bat), 3746 nucleotides. It is a transcript of the gene SLC25A25, whose product is annotated as solute carrier family 25 member 25. The transcript is spliced from 11 exons. Gene Ontology annotation, biological process: transmembrane transport. Gene Ontology annotation, cellular component: mitochondrial inner membrane. The coding region runs from base 379 to 1884 and encodes 501 amino acids. Gene Ontology annotation, molecular function: ATP transmembrane transporter activity; calcium ion binding. Lineage: Eukaryota; Metazoa; Chordata; Mammalia; Chiroptera; Phyllostomidae. The record is from RefSeq and is a predicted model, not a curated record.
UGGGAGCUCGAAGUUGCUUCUGCCUCCGGGAGAGGUCUGUUGGGUGACUGCUUUUUCCUUUUUUAAAAAAGCCAAACAUUUGUUAACCGUCCACCUCCAGAAGUGAGUUUUUAUUGAAGAAGCUCCAGCAGCUCCCCUCUCGCAGCCAGCAAGCCGGCAGGGCCUCUCGGAGAGGGAGCUGUUUCUCAGGCCAGGCACGAGGGCAGUGCUAGCAGACCUGAAAGAGCAGGAGACAGCCGCCGCAUGCCGAGCUCCCGGCCCUCCAGCUCCCCAGGCUAGCCCUCCCCGCAGCUGUGUAGCCAGCGACCCUUGGCCUUGUGGUGACAUUCCUCCUCCAAAGUGACCGGUCACCGUCAGCGACGUUGGGAGGAAGCCGUGAUGCUGCAGAUGCUGUGGCAUGUUCUGUCUAGCUUUUUCCCCAGGGCUGGGUGCCAAGGCUCCAGAGAGGGGAGCAGUAACGAAGUCAGAGGCACCCCGGCUCCUCCUCAGGGAGACCAGAUGUCGAGCUUUUUGGGGAAACGGGACGGCAGGGCUGAGACCACAGAAAAGAGACCCACCAUUUUGCUGGUGGUCGGACCUGCAGAGCAGUUUCCUAAGAAAAUUGUACAAGCUGGUGAUAAAGACCUCGAUGGGCAACUAGACUUUGAAGAGUUCGUCCAUUAUCUCCAAGAUCAUGAGAAGAAACUGAGGCUGGUGUUCAAGAGUUUGGACAAAAAGAAUGAUGGGCGCAUCGAUGCUCAGGAGAUCAUGCAGUCCCUGCGGGACCUGGGGGUCAAGAUAUCAGAGCAACAGGCAGAAAAAAUUCUCAAGAGAAUACGGACGGGCCACUUCUGGGGCCCUGUCACCUACAUGGACAAGAACGGCACGAUGACCAUUGACUGGAACGAGUGGAGAGACUACCACCUUCUGCACCCCGUGGAAAACAUCCCCGAGAUCAUCCUGUACUGGAAGCAUUCCACGAUCUUUGAUGUGGGUGAGAAUCUGACAGUCCCUGAUGAGUUCACAGUGGAGGAGAGACAGACGGGGAUGUGGUGGAGACACCUGGUGGCCGGAGGUGGGGCUGGGGCUGUAUCCAGAACCUGCACAGCGCCCCUGGACCGACUCAAAGUGCUCAUGCAGGUCCACGCCUCCCGCAGCAACAGCAUGUGCAUCGUGGGAGGCUUCACCCAGAUGAUCCGAGAGGGUGGGACCAAGUCACUCUGGCGUGGCAACGGCAUCAAUGUCCUCAAAAUUGCCCCUGAGUCAGCCAUCAAAUUCAUGGCCUAUGAGCAGAUCAAGCGUCUUGUCGGGAGUGACCAGGAGACUCUGAGGAUUCACGAGAGACUUGUGGCAGGGUCCUUGGCGGGGGCCAUCGCGCAGAGCAGCAUCUACCCGAUGGAGGUUCUGAAGACCCGGAUGGCCCUACGCAAGACAGGCCAGUACUCAGGCAUGCUGGACUGUGCCCGGAAGAUCCUGGCCAGAGAAGGGGUGGCCGCCUUCUACAAAGGCUAUGUCCCCAACAUGCUGGGGAUCAUCCCCUACGCUGGGAUCGACCUCGCUGUCUACGAGACACUCAAGAAUGCCUGGCUGCAGCGUUAUGCAGUGAACAGCGCAGACCCUGGAGUGUUUGUGCUCCUGGCCUGUGGCACCAUGUCCAGCACCUGUGGCCAGCUGGCCAGCUACCCACUGGCUCUGGUCAGGACCCGGAUGCAGGCCCAAGCCUCCAUUGAGGGCGCUCCGGAGGUGACCAUGAGCAGCCUCUUCAGACACAUCCUGCGGACCGAGGGAGCCUUCGGCCUGUACCGGGGGCUGGCGCCCAAUUUCAUGAAGGUGAUCCCAGCUGUGAGCAUCAGCUACGUGGUGUACGAGAACCUGAAGGUCACGCUGGGCGUGCAGUCUCGGUGACAGGAGGGAGGCCGGCCCUGCCCGACAGACUCGCGAUCCUGGGCCUGUGGCCCAGGAGGUGGAGCCAUCUCAUUCUGUGAAUGCGCCGACACUAAGCUGACUGAAGCCGAGCUGUGAGAACACUGGGAAGUGCCCGUGCGGGGUGGGGGGGCCGGCAGGCCCCCUGGGUUGGUCCUGCUGACUGUGGCCGACCCUUGCAUCCGCCCCAGGGGACACCUGAGGGUACUCCUCAGGCCCAGGGGUCAGCAGGACACAGGCUUAUGCACAGUAGGGACAGGAUGUUUCCUACAGCGCCUGCCAAACAGCAGGGCUUGGAGGCCAGCUUAGUUCUUCCACCGUUUCCUCCCGCCCAGACCCUCGGCCGAGGGCUCUCGCCCUCUGGCCUGCCGGGCAUCUUCACCAUGCCCACUUCGCUUCUUCCUCACUGCUGUUUUCAAAUGGGAGAAGGAGGGCUACCAGCCCACUCCUGUGACCCGCCUCACUCCUCUCCCCUCAGUCCACGAAAGGGGACAGAUGCUUCCACCUGACGUCACCGCCCUGACAGCAUCGCCUGUGGCUAGGUUGCACAGGGAACAGGGAGGAGUCUGGCUGUGUGCUCACCCUCACCUGGGCACCGAUGCGUGUGUGCAUGCAGGGGCAAAACCCAGCCCCACCAUUGGCUGCCUGGUGCCCAGGCGCAUGGCUUCCAGAGAGGUGCGUGCUGGUCCUGAAACCCGGAGGCUUCUGCCCCGUGCUGCUUGGGGUCCCCUGGUGCUCGGAGCUGGCCCCGGACUCUUGCAGGACUGGCAUUAGCUCAGAACCAGCUCUGUCCCUGUGGUGGCAUGAAGGCUGUGGGGCACCAUGGUGGUGUGGCCGGAAGGCCAGUUUCUGCCCUGCGUCCACAUGGCCCCAGUGAGAGAAGGAAAAGGGAUGGACGGCCUUAACUGUGCAUUGUUGAGAAAGAGGCUCUGUUCAGAAAGACCAGCGGGACAGGUGUGCAAGUUCUGUGCUUCAGAGGGAAGACAGCAAGUAGACAGCUCGGCCGACUGCAUUAAAGUCUGUUUCCGAUGCCCCUGGGGAUUCAUGUCUGAUCCCAAAUGGGGCAAAGUGGGACCAGCCUCACAUUCCACUGAUGCACCUACCGCGCUGCGUGGAGCCUAUUUAUUUCGUAUUUAUUUGAACAGAGUUAUGUCCUAACUAUUUUUAUAGAUUUGUUUAAUAGCCUGUCAUUUUCAAGUUCAUUUUUUACUCAUAUUUAUGUUCAUGGUUGAUUGUGGCACCAUAACUGGUACCACCCAACACCUGAGAGGUAGGGCAAAGAGAGAAAGGGAGGCUGUGGGAGCGACCUUCAGCCACUGCCCACACGAGAGAAGGGCAGGCUGGGGGGUGGGGUCGUGCAGCCAGGAAGCCUUAGGGUCUGAGGGUUGGAUUGGGGGCAGGAGGCGUGGGUGAGGUCUCAGUUCCAUGGAAGACAGAAGUCCAAACCCUUUUUCCGACCAGAAGGAUUUCUGUAUUUCCCCGUUUCUGAAUGACAGGGCAGCAAGGUGCCUAUCACUGUGAGUUUGAGAUGGGGGUCAGAGGAGAGGGUGGCCAGCUGCCUACCCCGGCCCCGCCCCUGGCCCAAGGGGGCUCCUCCCUCCCGGCUUCCCCCCACCUGCUGCCCUGCUCAGUAAUGCGGCCAGUUUGCAGCCUCACCUCGCACUUUCCAUCCCACCAGAAUGGCCCGCUGCGAACGAUUUAAAUGGGAUGCAAAGAUCAAUGCAAAAUUCACUGUUCUAUAUAAAUAAAUAGACUUAUAACUGGAAUUGGUGAAAAAGCAAAUUAAGACAGAAUUGGAAGUUGUCAUUGAAAAUAGCCUUCUAAUAAAGUUGUUUCAAAGCUGA